This is a messenger RNA of Xiphophorus hellerii (green swordtail), 3466 nucleotides long. It is a transcript of the gene noc3l, whose product is annotated as NOC3-like DNA replication regulator. The transcript is spliced from 21 exons. The record is from RefSeq and is a predicted model, not a curated record. NCBI's taxonomy places the organism in Eukaryota, Metazoa, Chordata, Actinopteri, Cyprinodontiformes, Poeciliidae. Gene Ontology annotation, biological process: DNA replication initiation. The coding region runs from base 149 to 2524 and encodes 791 amino acids. Gene Ontology annotation, molecular function: chromatin binding. Gene Ontology annotation, cellular component: nucleolus.
UCCGGGUCAGGCGGCGUCCAGGCUGUGUUGAUGGUUGCACGCACGUGUUGUUUCUGCCUACAUCUCUACCUUUGACCCAGACAGACGGAGUCAGUUCAUCAGAACCAGCCAGGGAAUAUAGGACAAAUCUCGGAGACUUCCUGCAGCCAUGGGCCCGCUCCGCUCAAAGAAGCGCCGGCCAACAUUCCGUCGGCUGUUGAAGACUAGUGGUAUGAAACUGGAGAACAAACUGAAGAGCCGCCAGCUGAAGCAGCAGAAUGUGGCCAAGAAACAACGCAAGGAGCAGAAGAGGCUGCGGCAGGCCAUGAAAGGCGCUGCGCUCCAGGUGCCCCGGCCACUAGAGACAUACAGGAAGAGACCAGAUGAGGAGGAAGAAGAGGAGGAGUUCCUGGAGAACCUGCCCUCGGACAUGAUGGAUGAAGAAGACUUAAAGGAAAUGACUGCCAUGGCCCGAAAAGCAUCCUUCAUAACCAGAGACCUGUCGUCCUGUGGGCCAGUGCAUAGCAGCAAGACGAAGAAUGCCGACGUGGUGCGCAGCUACGAGAAGAUUCCAAGAAAGAUGGCAAAGAUGGAGGAGAAAGAGGUGAUCCAACUGCUUCCAAUCAAAGACAAAGGCAGAGUGAUUCCGAGGAGCAUCGAAAGAGCGGUUAAACAACAUCAGGAGGAGGAGGAAGAGGAGCUUGCAGCGAUGCCUGAGCAGGAGGAAGACGAUGAAGCGCCACCGAGCCACAUGGAGCUGACACCAGAGGAAAGAGAACAAUUUAGAAUUCAAACAUUAAACAUAAAGAAACAGCGCAUCGCCAGCAUGGCUUCAGCCAUCAUCUCAGAUCCAUUAAACAAUAUGAAGCGUGUGAAAGAGCUGCGGGGGAUGAUGAUGGAGGCUGACCCCAGCGUGGCGGUCUCAGUGAGGAAAAUGGUGAUGGUUUCUCUCAUGGAGGUCUUCAAAGACAUCGCCCCCACCUACAGAAUACGACCCCUGACCUCUGCAGAGAAGAACACCAAGGUGAAGAAAGAGACUCAGCAGCUUAGAGAGUUUGAGGAAAGUCUUGUCAGUCAGUACAAGUUCUAUCUGGAGGACUUGGAACAGACCAUUAAAGACUGGAAGCAGAAGAAGAGGAAACGUAGUCAGGUAGUGAGCUUCCAGUCAUACCGCGGCCUGGCUGAGGUCUCAGUACGCUGCCUGUGUGAGCUGCUUCUCUCUAUGCCACACUUCAACUUCCACAACAACAUCAUUGUCGUCCUGGUUCCUCUUAUGAAUGACCCCCUGAAGAAGGUGUCAGACAUGUGCUGUGAUGCGUUCAGGAAGCUCUUUCAGGAGGACAGAGUGGGCGGGGCAUCACUGGCCACAGUGCGGGUCAUCUCUGGCCUCACCAAAAGCCUCAACUACAAUGUCAGACCUGAGAUGCUUCGAACUCUGCUGAGUCUGAGAAUCAAGGAGGUGGAGAUGAAGAAGGACCUGGAGGCCACGGCACCAAAGGCCAAGUUUAUGACAAACAAAGAGAAGAAGAAAAACUUGUCCAGGAUGCAGAGGAAGUGGAAGAAAGCAGAAGAGAAGCUGGAAAAGGAGCUUCUAGAGGCUGAAGCUUCAGAAAGCAAAGAGAAGAAGACCAAACUGCACACAGAGACUCUGAACAUCAUCUUCCUCAUCUACUUCAGGAUUCUGAAGAAAGCUCAGCGAUCAGUUCUCCUCCCUGCUGUCCUGGAAGGACUGGCUAAUUUUGCUCACCUGAUCAACCUGGAGUUCUUUGAUGACCUGCUGAACGUGCUGCAGAACCUAAUCCAAUCAGGAAAUCUGACCAAUCGGGAGAGUCUCCACUGCAUCCAGACAGUCUUCACCAUCCUGUCUGGACAAGGUGACGCCCUGAACAUCGAUCCUCUGAACUUCUACUCUCAGCUUUACAAAAUUCUGCUGCGGCUUCAUGCGGGGGCACCCAAUGAUGACAUCAUCAUUGUGCUGCGGUGUCUGGACGCCAUGCUGACUCGUCGCAGGAAGCAGGUAACCCUGCAGAGAGCCAUGGCCUUCUUCAAACGACUGAGCGUGCUCAGUCUACACGUCCUGCCCAAUGCCAGCAUUGGAAUUCUUGCAGCAAACCGAGCUACCAUGCAUUCAUUCCCCAAAUGCGACUUCCUCUUGGAUAACGAAAUUCAGGGCAGUGGCUUCUACCUGAUGGAACUGGAUGAACCUGAACAUUGCAAUGCUCAGAACACUGCACUUUGGGAGCUUCACACACUGCAGAGACAUUUCCACCCUGUUGUACGGCGGUUUGCUGGUCAUUUGAGUCAUGGAGCUCCGAGUGAUGGCUCGGCAGCACUCAGUAUGGAGUUCAGCCGCAGGUCUCCACUGGCUCUGUUUGAAGACUACAGUGUCAAAGAUAUGACCUUUAACCCACCUGUAGCUUUGCUCACGUCCAAGAAGAAGGAUCAGUUUGUGGUCGGAACGGCGCUGCUGGACGACAGGCUGCAGAAACAAGCGGAUAGCAUCCUGAGUGAUACACACAUGGACUUCACUGCAACACGCCAUUGAGAAUCUCACACACUCACAUCGAGGACCUGCUUGGAGGAUAAACAGAUUCCUUUUUAUUCAAAACAGGUUGAGGUGGUGUAGAACAGGACACAUGACCUGGAGUUGCUUUGUGAUUGAGACUGUUGAGACCUACAGCACAUAACAGUGGUGAAGUAAAAUAUUCCCAGCACAUCUCUUUUAUCAAAAGGAAACUGAAGUUUUUAAAGCUGGUCAGCUCCAAAUUAAGCCAAAAUAUCUGAUUGUGGACCAUUUAAGCAGCAGUUCUGCAUGAGACUUGAUGAGUCCUUUCUUUUGUUUUAAAGUCUUACAAGAUCAUUUUGAUGUUUCAAACUGGACUAAUCAAGUACCACAUCAAUCUUUGUGUUUCCUGAAGAAAAGACACUGCUCAGAGGAGAGACACUUUAUGGUACUGAAAAUAUACAGUUUUAGUUGUAGAGUUCCUUCCAGCUUACUUGUUGUUACUUUACCUGGUCGGUGCCUCCACAUUAUUUCUGACUUUAAAAAUUUCUCCUUUUCUUCAAACACUCACUUUUAACUUUACUGGGAUGGAAAGUUGCAGCAUCAUUUUCAGGAUUUAUCCCUGAAUCACUGUUCUAUCCAACCAUAGAACCUGUUUAGAUUAUGAUAAUCUACCAGUCUGACUUCCACUCCUUAAGCUGGUUUCUUACUGCUUGUUCAGACACUUACUCCUGUUUGUCUUUCAUUUUUGUUGAUAAGUUUUUUUAUAUCUAGCAAACUGUUCUGCAUUUUCUGUUCUUUCACAGCUACACUGUGUUUGUUUGCCAUCAUAUGUUCCAGCUGGCAGUCCUCUGCUUGGGGUUAUGUUUUAUUUCUUUUAACAUCUCAGUUUAAUGUCUCACAGCUCAGUGUUACAUCAAGAAUUUAAUUCUCUUAUAGUGAUUCUGCUUUUGUUUUUCAGCUAAUUACAAUACUUAUUCACAA